Phalaenopsis equestris is the source of this 2642-nucleotide messenger RNA. Its product is annotated as dipeptidyl aminopeptidase 4. The record is from RefSeq and is a predicted model, not a curated record. NCBI's taxonomy places the organism in Eukaryota, Viridiplantae, Streptophyta, Magnoliopsida, Asparagales, Orchidaceae. Gene Ontology annotation, molecular function: dipeptidyl-peptidase activity; serine-type peptidase activity. Gene Ontology annotation, biological process: proteolysis. The transcript is spliced from 5 exons. The coding region runs from base 199 to 2598 and encodes 799 amino acids.
CAAAAUAAAAGCGAUUAUAAUUAAAUAUCUCUCCGCCAAAGUCUGUGCCGGGUAAAGCCGAAAUAAAAACCCAUUUUUUAAUACAGAGCCGCGCAUCGCUGCUGGAGGCCGGCGGCAGGGGAAGAAUAGUCCGGAGCGGAGCGCUUAUAUAUCUCUUUAUCUGAUCAGAUCUCUAAAGAAUUAGGUCUCCAAAAUCUGAUGCAAGAGCGCGCAGUGGAGUACGAAUCAAAUUCGAAGAGCAAGCGCGCGGCAAUCGGCGAGCAACUAAGGAAGGAAAGCCCCAAGACCGAUAAGCAGAGGAGAAGGAAUCUGGACGAAGAGUCUGAGGAGGCGGAGAUGCCGGCAACGGAUAUGACUGACGAAUCUAUUCCUUUCUCGAUAGAGGAGAUCGUGCAAUAUCCUCUUCCUGGCUAUACGGCGCCGUCGUCGAUCAGCUUCAGUCACGACGACCGACUGGUAUCGUACUUGUUCAGCUCCGAUGGAACGCUUUACCGCAAGAUCUUCGCCUUCGAUCUCGCGAAUCGCCGUCAGGAGCUCGUCUUCAGCCCUCCGGGCGGCGGUGGGCUGGACGAGAGCAAUCUCUCAUCUGAGGAAAAGCUGAGGAGAGAGAGGUUGAGGGAGAGAGGGCUUGGCGUGACUAGAUAUGAGUGGAGGGGGACUAGCCCUCACAUCGCUGGAAAAGCCAGUAUAAUGGUUCCCUUGCCUUCAGGAAUAUAUUUUCAGGAUAUAUCCGGUUCGGAGCCAGAAAUUAGGCUUCGGAGCUCUCCGGAGUCUCCGAUCAUUGAUCCGCACCUGUCCCCGGAUGGGACUAUGGUCGCUUAUGUUAGGGAUGACGAACUUUAUGUUCUGGAUUUGGUAAACGGGGAGCCAAAGAAGUUGACCGAUGGUGCAAGAGUAGGUGGAAAGACUCAUGGCCUUGCUGAAUAUAUUGCACAGGAAGAGAUGGAUAGAAAAGCAGGAUUCUGGUGGUCACCCGAUAGUAGAAACAUUGCAUUUGCAGAAGUUGAUUCAUCUGAAAUUCCUUCUUUUAGAAUUAUGCAUCAGGGCAAAAGUUUCGUUGGUACAGGCGCACAGGAAGACCAUCCAUACCCCUUUGCUGGAGCUUCUAAUGUAAAAGUUCGGAUUGGAGUAGCUUCAACCUGUGGGGAAAGGAUCACUUGGAUGGAUCUUCUUUGUGGAGGGAAAGUUAGUGUGGAUCAUGAGGAUGAAUAUUUAGCUAGAGUCAAUUGGAUGCCUGAUAAUGCUCUGAUGGUUCAGGUUCUCAACAGAUCUCAUACCAAAUUGAAAAUUUAUAAGUUUGAUAUUGGGACUGGACAAAAGGAACUUGUGUUGGUAGAAGAACAGGAUAUAUGGAUAAAUUUGCAUGAUUGUUUCACGCCUCUAGAUAAGGGAGAGAAAAAGUUUCCUGGGGGCUUUAUCUGGGCUAGUGAUAAGACUGGCUUCAGACAUCUUUACCUUCAUGACAAGAAUGGAGCUUGCCUGGGGCCAAUCACACAAGGAGAUUGGAUGGUUGAGCAAAUUGUAGGUGUUAAUGAGAGUGCUGGUCUAAUUUACUUCACUGGGACUAUGGAUGGACCUUUGGAAUCUAAUUUGUACUGCACCAGCCUCUUCCCAGACUGGAACCUUCCCCUACAAUCGCCAAGGAGGCUAACUCAUGGCCAGGGAAAACAUACUGUUAUUCUUGAUCAUCAGAUGCAAAGGUUUGUUGAUGUUCAUGACUCUUUAAACAUUCCACCAAGGGUAUUACUUUGUUCUCUGCGUGAUGGGAGCUUAAUAAUGCCCUUGUAUGAGCAGCCACUGAUUAUUCCAAGGUUCAAGAAGCUUCAGCUUUCUCCGCCAGAAAUAAUCCAGAUUUCGGCUAACGAUGGAACCAUUCUCUAUGGCGCUCUGUAUCAACCUGAUGCAGAAAAAUAUGGACCACCUCCUUAUAAGGCACUAAUUAGUGUCUAUGGUGGUCCAAGUGCCCAGUUUGUUUGCAAUUCAUGGAUAAAUACAGUUGACAUGAGAGCACAGUACCUGAGGAGCAAAGGAAUUCUUGUGUGGAAGCUGGACAAUAGAGGAACUGCGAGACGAGGACUUAAAUUUGAGAGCUUUUUAAAGCACAACAUCGGCCGUUUCGACACAGAAGAUCAGCUCACUGGUGCUCAAUGGCUCAUCAAACAAGGGCUCGCUAAACCCGGCCAUAUAGGUAUCUACGGUUGGAGUUAUGGCGGUUUCCUCUCUGCCAUGAGUCUGGCAAGGUUUCCCGAUACAUUCUGUUGUGCCGUGUCCGGCGCUCCCGUUACUGCAUGGGAUGGCUACGACACAUUCUACACCGAAAAAUACAUGGGCUUACCGUCGGAUAAUAAGGAGGGCUACAGCUAUGGUUCCAUCAUGCACCAUGUGCACAAUCUAAAGGGAAAGCUGCUAUUAAUUCAUGGCAUGAUCGAUGAGAACGUGCAUUUCAGGCACACUGCUAGACUCAUCAAUGCACUUAUCGAGGCGGGAAAGUCCUACGAGUUUCUCGUCUUCCCGGACGAACGGCAUAUGCCUCGUCGGCUACGAGACCGUGUUUACAUGGAAGAAAGGAUUUGGGAGUUUAUUGACAGGAACUUAUGAGAAAGUGCCAAAAAAAAUUUUCAUUCAAGUUAAUCUUUUGUUAA